Candidula unifasciata is the source of this 804-nucleotide messenger RNA. NCBI's taxonomy places the organism in Eukaryota, Metazoa, Mollusca, Gastropoda, Stylommatophora, Geomitridae. The record is from the annotation of a GenBank genome assembly.
AUGGCUGUCGGCAAAAAUAAGCGUCUCACUAAAGGAGGCAAGAAGGGCACGAAGAAGAAAGUCGUAGACCCUUUCUCCAAGAAAGAAUGGUACGACGUGAAAGCUCCAUCCAUGUUCCUGGUCAGACAGGUGGGCAAGACCCUGGUGACCCGAUCCCAAGGCACAAAGAUAGCCAGUGAUAACCUCAAAGGUCGAGUCUUUGAGGUCAGCCUUGCUGAUCUUCAGAACGAUGAGGUCACCUUCAGAAAGUUCAAACUGAUUGCUGAGGAGGUUCAGGGCCGCAAUGUGCUGACCAACUUUCAUGGAAUGUCCCUCACCAGAGACAAGAUGUGCUCUAUGGUCAAGAAAUGGCAGACUUUGAUCGAGGCCAGUGUGGAUGUGAAGACCACUGAUGGGUAUCUGCUGCGAGUGUUUGUCAUCGGUUUCACCAAAAAGAGAAACAACCAGGUCAAAAAGACUUGCUAUGCCCAACAUGCUCAGGUGAAGGCCAUCCGCAAGAAGAUGGUAGAGAUUGUGACCCGUGAGGUGUCCAGCAACGACAUGAAGGAGGUGGUCAACAAAUUGAUCCCAGACAGCAUUGGCAAAGACAUUGAGAAGACCUGCCAGGGUAUCUACCCCCUGCAUGAUGUCCUCGUCCACAAGGUCAAGGUCCUCAAGAAACCCAAGUUUGAUGUGGGGAGACUGAUGGAGCUGCACGGUGAGGGUGGAACUACUACCACCACCACCAAGUCGGUAACGGCGGAAGGUGGCGAGAAAGUCGACAGGGUGGAUGGAUACGAGCCCCCAGUGCUGCAGACAGUGUAG